AUGAGCGCAGCGCUUCGCGUGCCGUUGCGUGCACUCAAGAUUGAUCCCGCUACGGUGAUCGGGAAAACGUCCAAACCCUCGACAUCCUCGUUCCUUCUGGCCUUGAACUCGCCGCUAGGACAGUCGGCCUCCUCCGGUAUACUUGACGCUUCAUCUUGGGGUCGUUCAGUGUCUUCCCAGGGCUCGACCGUCGCCGCUUCACGCCGUUCUUUCUCAGUUAAGGGUUCUCCUCUCUUGUAUGCGGAGACUGAGAGCAAGCACAAGUCUGAAAACGGGUCCAAUGUGAAUUCAUUGCAGCGGAGUGCUAUCAAAUGGUUUUUUCUUGGAAGUAUCCUCGGUUUGGGUGCAGUGACGUUCUCCGAUCAAGUGGAGCAUGCGUUCCAGGCAGCGAAACGCAGUGGGCGCGUUGUUGGCACACUUGCUGUCUGUAUCAACGACUACCGUAUAACCCUGAAACGAGACGCCUCGUCCCCCGAAGAACAUAACGCACUGAUUAGCGCCUGCCACAAGCGAUGCGCCGAACGUACACUCCGUGUCCUAGAAAAGAAUGGAUCGAUUUUCAUCAAAUUAGGCCAACAUCUCAGCAGCAUGGGCUACCUGCUUCCCAUCGAAUGGACCUCGACCUUCAUCCCACUCCAGGACAGAUGCCCCGUCUCGUCAAUUGAAUCAAUUGGCGAGUUAUUCCGCAAGGACACAGGCCAGGAUAUGAAUGAGUUGUUCUCCUCUUUUGAAUCGACACCCAUCGGUGCUGCAUCCCUGGCACAGGUUCACAUUGCUACAUUGAAGGACACCGGACAGAAGGUCGCGGUCAAAGUCCAGCAUCCCGCGCUGGACGAAUGGGUGCCGCUGGACUUGGCUUUGACUCGAUUCACUUUCUCCAUGCUGAAGCGCUUUUUCCCUGAUUAUGAUUUGGAAUGGUUGUCUAAGGAAAUGGAUUUAUCGCUACCACAAGAGCUGGACUUCCGCAGGGAAGCCCAGAAUGCCACUCAUGCUAGCGAGUACUUCCAAAAGCACUCCGAUACCCCACUGGUCAUUCCCAAGGUGAUCUGGUCCCGAAAACGGAUCCUCGUCAUGGAGUACAUCGCAGGCCACCGCCCCGACGACCUGGAGUACCUUGACGCCAACAAUAUCGACCGCGACGAAGUCUCCGCUGCUCUCGCACACAUUUUCAACGAGAUGAUCUUCGGCGACAACGCUCCACUUCACUGCGAUCCGCACGGCGGCAACAUCGCCAUCCGCCCGAACCACACUCGCUCACACCCCAACUUCGACAUCGUCCUCUAUGACCACGGUCUCUACCGCGACAUCGACCGCGACCUGCGUCGCAACUAUGCCAAAAUGUGGUUAGCCGUUCUCGAUGCGGACUUGCCGCGGAUGCGCGAGUUCGCGUACAAGGUCGCCGGCGUCACGGACAAGCAAUUCCCGCUCUUUGCCAGCGCAAUCACCGGCCGAGACUACAGCGUUCUCACGAAGGAAAGCGUCGUUUCCACGCGAACGGCUAAAGAGAAAGAUGACAUCUCCGAUGCGUUGGGUGAAGGCAUGCUACAAGAACUGGUUGUCUUGCUAGGCCAGGUUCCGCGGAUUAUCCUUCUUAUCUUGAAGACCAAUGACCUCACUCGCAGCCUAGACGAAAACCUUCACACACGCCAGGGUCCAAUGCGCUCUUUCUUGAUCCUCGCGCGGUAUGCCACACGCACUGUCUUUGAAGAGCAGUUGGAGCUCAUCAAGGAGUCUGGUGGUGUCUUCCGUAACUUCUUCCGCUUCAUGUAUGCCUACACGAGCUACCUUCGCGUCGAAGUCAAGUUGUCUGUUUAUGAGUCUCUGCUGUCCUUGAAGACUCGCUUCGGUCUCCGGAGCGGUUAG
This is a messenger RNA of Penicillium digitatum Pd1, 1863 nucleotides long. Its product is annotated as ABC1 kinase family protein. Lineage: Eukaryota; Fungi; Ascomycota; Eurotiomycetes; Eurotiales; Aspergillaceae. The record is from RefSeq and is a predicted model, not a curated record.